This is a messenger RNA of Menidia menidia (Atlantic silverside), 861 nucleotides long. The record is from the annotation of a GenBank genome assembly. Lineage: Eukaryota; Metazoa; Chordata; Actinopteri; Atheriniformes; Atherinopsidae.
AUGAGGGAGGAAGGAGGAAAGGGAGGAAAACAAAGAUUUAUCAUUCGCAUAGUCAUUUUAACGAUGCUGCAGGUGCACCUGAUGAGGGGUGCAGUGUUGCAUGCUGGGAGCAGGUCCUCCUGCAGCGUGGAGCGGUUCUUCUGCUCAGGACCCCACCUCAGCUCAUCUGCACGCCACGGAAACGACGCCCCAUCGAGCACGGAGGCUGACCGACCAAAAAUCCUCAUCACUGGAGGCCUCGGGCAGCUUGGAGUUGGGCUCGCCACAUUGUUAAGGAGACAAUUUGGAAAAGACAACGUGAUCCUGUCUGACAUCAGGAAACCCCCCAGCCAUGUCUGUGAAAAUGGGCUCCAUAACGUGUUAGACGUAGCCACCGAACAGGGUCUGCGUGUGUUUGUCCCCAGCACCGCGGGGGCCUUCGGCCCGCCCCCCCCCACGGGCCCCGCCCCCCAGCUGUGUGUGCAGAGGCCUAACACCAUCUGUGGAGUCUCCAAAUACUACCACCACCGGUUUGGGCUGGACUUCCGCUGCCUCCGGUAUCCCGCCGUAAUCUCACCCGAUGGAGGAGGAACCGCGGGAGAACCGGGAGGCCGGACAAACGUCCAUUUCACCGCCUACGCCGCCCAGAUCUUCCACGCCGCGGCCCCGGAGGACGCGCUGAUCCACCGCACCUACAACCUCAGCGGCCUGAGCCUCACGCCUCAGCAGCUGGCCCAAAGCAUCCGGGAGGAGCUGCCCGGCCUGGAGGUCUCCUACAACGACAGCGCUGCCCGGCGGGACUGGGGCUGGAAACCUAAGUACGACCUCCCCCUGCUGGUCCAGACCAUGCUGGCUCACGCCCGUCAGACAGAAGCCAACUGA